Linepithema humile (Argentine ant) is the source of this 5046-nucleotide messenger RNA. NCBI's taxonomy places the organism in Eukaryota, Metazoa, Arthropoda, Insecta, Hymenoptera, Formicidae. The record is from RefSeq and is a predicted model, not a curated record.
UGUUUACCUACAGCAAUGCAGUGGCUUCUGUUACUUUGCUGUGUGACUGUUGCGAGUUCGCUUAGACUCGCCGCGUACAUAUCUUCUGGUGGUCUGCACGGUGAAAUUCGAUUCGAGAAAAUCACCGAGUCUUCCGUGCGAAUACGAUAUUCUCUAAAACCGACUUUGCAAUAUCCGGAUCAGCUAUGGCUCUGGUCGAUCACCCAGUUUCCUGUCGAUUACACGAUCAUCGAUGGAAGAUGCGACAAACGACACAUCGGAGAAAGUAUCAUCGAUUUGACAGAAAAAAUCGGACCUCUUGAGUUGCCAGCAAAUCAAACAGGUUCGAUAGAAGUUACAGAUCUGUUUUUAACUGGAGAAUUAGGUUUGUGGGGAAAAGCUCUGGUAUUGAAAGAUAAUUAUUCGCCAAGAACAAUAUGCGCUUCGAUCACGGUUCUUGAAAGAAAUGUUGAAAAAUUUGCUCAAGCGCGUUUUUACGGUCCCAUAGCUGGAACAAUUUUGUUUCGAUGGUUGGGCGGCCAAACGGGCGACCCCACUGAUACUAUUAUUCAUACAAAUUUGCAUCACGUUCACAAGCAAAAAUUACAGUCACUAAAUUAUACCGAGCAUCAUUGGAAAAUAUAUGUCACCGAUAUCUUCGAAACUGGCAAAGAUAAAGACAAUUGUAAUAUACUCCAAAAUGUCUUUGAUCCUAACAAUUCUGGCGUUGGAGAAUCCAUCGGAGAUGUCGAUAUACGUUUAGGCAAGAUAAAAGUCGCCGUUGACGCACAGGAAAAGUAUAAAACUUUCUAUAGAGAUCCGGAAUUAUCUUUAUUGCCAGCAGAUCUGCUUGGUCCACAUCGUCACUUAUACUUAGUCAUCUUUCAUCCAAUGCACGAGGACUCGUUCUUAGCUUGUGCCAAAAUUAAUCAUCGCAAGCCAAUACACACUAAGGCCGUAAUCAACUCGCACGGCAUCAAAGGUGAAAUUACUGCGAUCCAAGAAACGCCGUUCGAUCCGACGUGGAUCAAUAUCUCUCUGACGACUACAAAUGAUCUGGAAACCAGAUUGCGAUAUGCUACUAAAGUAGCAUCAUAUAAAAUCCACGAGUUACCUCCGGAACCGGCAAAGAGUGUGGGAUUUACUGUCGAUUCGUGUUUAACUACUAAAAAAAUGUUUAACCCUUCGAAUAUCGACGAGAAGAUCGUCCCACCUGCAGGUUUGGGAACUCAGGAUCAAUACGCUAUCGGCGAUCUAUCGGGUAAGCUUCAAGGGCGAAAGGAAGGAUCUUAUCACAAUGAUAUUUUACCCGGAAGCGCCAAACUCAGUGGAAUUUACUGGGAUACAUACUUACCACUUUCCGGAGUCCACAGUAUCGUUCACAGAUCUUUAGUUCUUUACAAAUAUAACGAGACCGAUAACAAAGGACUGAUUCCGUGGGUGUGCGGCACGUUCGCGCUUUAUACGCCGUACACUGAUUGGCAAAUGCCAAUGUACACGGCGAAAGCGGUAUUCAGGUAUCCCAUUGUCGGUCGCAUAGUCUUCCGACAGCCCAAAGAUGAGCCCGAAAUGGACACUACUGUAAUAAUAGAACAUCUUGUCCACGCAGACGGCAACGCAGUGAAUAAUACUGCGGAUCAUAGAUGGAUGGUGCACGAAAAUCCACCGGGAAAAGACUUUUAUAACUGGACAGGUCGUUGUUUGAGCGCCGGAUUGCCCUACAAUCCAUUUAAGGUGGAAUGGAGUCUGAACAGUUCUUGUCUCGUCUCAGAAACCUCGUUGUGUCGUCUCGGUGAUUUAACGAGGCACGGGAUGCUCGAUAUCGCCGGUAGAAAAGUCAAUGCUUCAGAAGUGACCCGAAGACUCUUUACAGACACGAUGUUACCUUUAUCAGGCUCCCACACGUUGCUCGGCAAGAGUUUGGUCAUUUACGACGAUCACGGACCAGUCGCGAGAGGAGACCGAUUGGCUUGUUCCAUUAUCGGCGGCGUCUAUCGGCGUAAAGCUGUCGUUAGAGAUUGGUUCGGUAACGGCGAGCAAGUGGCUCUGGAAGGAAAAUUGGAGUUCUUGCAGCAGACCGAGUACGACGUCACCAACGUGGAAGUGUCUCUCGAAGGUCUCGGUGGUAAGAUGAGCGGCUAUCACAUACACAUGACGCCUGUAGAAUACGAUCUAGAAUUUCCAUGCGAAGGAACUUCACUCUAUGGACAUUGGAAUCCAUUGGGCGUCAAUAACAGCGAUGUACCGGCGACGGAAGAAGGUACGCUGGAUCAAUAUGAGAUGGGUGAUCUGAGUGGAAAAUUCGGCACCUUGGACAACAAAAAGAGGCAAGCUUCGGCGUAUAACGACACGAUGCUGCCACUGUUUGGUCCGAGGAGCGUACUGGGACGCAGCAUAGUUAUUCACAAGAAAGAAAAGAAUUUAAGAUGGGCGUGCUCCACCAUAGAGAGAGGCUACUCUCCGACCGAGGCCAGUGAGUUGCGUGCUAUCGCGUCGUUCCAUCAUCCUCAAGGCUUCUUAUAUGGUUACAUAAAGAUGACGCAGCUUGUCUAUAAAGACGGCAGUGAAAGUGAGACGGUGAUCGAAGUAAACUUACGACAUCCCGGAAAACACGAUCGCAAUGUGACCAGAAAUCACAAUUGGGCGAUAUAUGUGAAUCCUGUGGGUGUGGAUGCCACGGUAAAAGUGAAGAACACCCGGUGCGUGGCAGGUGGAUACAUAUGGAAUCCAUAUUUCACUCAAUUAGCCGAUCCGUUGAACGAGGAUCUCUAUAGAGAGGAAUGUGGUCCAGAUUUGCCGCUCAGGUGUUACGUCGGCGACAUAUCGUCUCGUUUAGGACCCGUUAACGUUGGGGUGAAGCGGCAGGUCUUCACAGAUCCAAAUUUUCCUCUAGGUGGUCCGAUAUCCGCAAUGGGCAAAUCAAUCAUUAUUUUCGACAAGGAUUUCGGCAGCAACAGAUUCGCCUGCGCAAACAUCGAGCCCGAUAACGACAUCGUGAAAUACGCGAAUAUUAGAAAACCACCGCGAUUUGUGGUGGCGCAAUUUUUGGAGGAUGUGAGAAAGGUGAUGGGCAUUCCCGAGUGGAUGCUAUCAAUCGAUGGUAGAAAGACAAAGAUAUUACAUAACGGCGCGUGCAUUCAAUUCCUCCUGCAUUUUAAAGGUCCAAUUGCCAAUAAAUUGGACCAAGACUUUAGCAAGCUCAUAUCCACCGGUAAACUCGAGGCUCCUAGUUUGUAUAUUCCUGGAUACAUACCGACGAAGAGGAAAAGUACGCUAGGACAUCGACAGUGCGGCACACGUGAUCCGAAUGAUAAAAAUCGCGGUUGUACCCGGGGCAGGGCACCCCUGCUCGGACCUACCUCCGGACCCGCUGGUGGGGGAGAUCCGCAGAAGUUACUUAGACAAGUUCAGCUCUAUGAUUCGGACAGUUGGUUCGUCGCGGAUAAGGAGAAGAAGAAGAAGACCAAGAAGAAGGAGGAGGCACCUGCUCCUGAGCCCGAGCCGGCGCCAGCACCGGAAGAGAAGGCGCCAACCCCUGCAAGCACACCGAAGGAGUCUGGCUCCGCCAGGGCGAGCAGCCGCGGCAGCCGCAAGGCUAAGCGCAGCGGAUCCAGCGUCUUCUCUAUGUUCUCGCAGAAACAGGUGGCCGAGUUUAAGGAGGCAUUCCAGCUAAUGGACGCGGAUAAGGAUGGCAUCAUCGGCAAGAACGAUCUUCGCGCGGCCUUCGACUCCGUCGGCCGACUCGCGACCGAUAAGGAGAUCGAUGAGAUGCUCAAUGAAGCUUCGGCACCCAUCAAUUUCACCCAGUUGCUGAACUUGUUCGCUGUUCGUAUGUCGGGAUCGGGCGCUGACGAAGACGAUGUUGUGAUCAAUGCCUUCAAGACGUUCGACGAUAACGGCAAAAUCGACGGCGAGAGGUUAAGGCACGCCUUAUUGACAUGGGGCGACAAAUUCACGCCCAAAGAGGUGGAUGACGCGUUCGAUCAGAUGUACAUCGACGACAAAGGUUUCAUCGACACCCCGAGCUUAAUCGCCAUGUUGACCGGCACGGGCGAAGAGGAAGAGGAAUCAUAAGUCAACCGCAGUUAUAUCAUCAAGGAAAGGAAACACGUUCCUCGAUUAUGAAGCCUCGUAUUUAACGUCAGAUUCGCACAGUUUGCCUGAAAAGGGAACAAACACUUUACAUCUAAUCCUUAUCUCUCCUAUCUUUCUCUUUUGAUACUAUUUCAUUGAUUGACAAAAAGAUGACGAGAAACUACCGGUCCAAACUAGCCGAAAACUGUCUUUCUCUCUUUCUCGGUCUCUCUCGCUCCUUCUCUCUUCUUUUCGUUCCUUUCUUUUUGUCUGUCUUUUCAUUUCUCUCAUGCCCUUAUUUUCCUCUGUAUUUCUCUUCAGUUUCAUGUUUUCUCUUUUUCUGUAUCUCUCUUUGGCUCUAUUUUUCACUUUGCUCUUAUCUUUCUUCAUCUUUCUCUCCUUCUAUUUCACUGUUGAUUCUUUCUCUAUUUUUUCAUCUAUCUUUUUCGCCUUUUGUUCUUUCUUCCAUCUCUCCUUCCUUUCUUCUUUCUUUCUCUUUUCUGCUCUUUCUGUUCUGGUCAAACACUGCUGAUCCCAAAAGGAACGGCGAAUCCGAGAAACGCUAUUGAUUCUAUAGCACAAUUCUCUUAGAUGUAUGAACCGUAUGUCUGCCGAUAAACGAAGCUUCAUCAUACCAUUUUAUCGUUCGCAUAAUAAAAGUAUUUAUUAAAACUCUACGAAGCUCUCUGAUUUCGUUCUGCUACUCUGCCGGCGGAAGCGAGAAUGCGCUUCAGCAUUCUUGACUAAAGCAAACGGAGGCAAAUGGAGAAUGUUAUAUUUUUGUUGUCUCAGAAUAUACGGCAAUCUUUGGUGUUGAUCGGUUAACAGAAAUACAAUCGCUGCCAUCCAUACUUUUUUUUAUAGAAAUAUAUAUAUAUAUAUAUACACUUCAGAUAUAUUAUGUUCCAUACGCGAAUUAUGGUAUUUGAAAGAUACGUUUAAUGUAUUAUUAAAUGUAACAUACACGAUGCAUAAUAAAAGAUUCAUUGGUGG